AUGGAAGUUAUUGCAGAUGUUCCUCCCGCCAAGUCUGUAGAUUUUUCUUAUAUUGAAUGUCAAAGUAGCAGCAAUUUAUUAGAUAAUAAGGAAGCAUCAAUGAUCCCGAUUGUGAAUUAUCAUUCACGUUUAUUUAUUGGUCUGCUACGUCCUUCAUCCUAUUUAAAAUCUAGUUAUCAUCGAAUGCUACGGAGAAUAAUCUAUUUGUGUAUUGGCAUCACAUUAUUAUCAUUUUUAUGGUUAGCAUUUUACAUAUCCGAUUCAACAUGGUUCAUUGGUUUACCUAUCACACCAUCUUAUCCAUGGAGAAGUGAAAAACGUCUUGUACAGACUAAGGAUAAAACAGCUUUAGCUACAACAAAGUCUCGUUAUAUAUACGGUGUUGUAUUCGAUGCUGGCAGUACUGGGAGUCGUGUUCAUAUAUUCACAUUAAUUCAUAAUCCUUUGGAUCCUUUCAAACCGUACAUACUGUUAGAUGAUAAAUAUCAUCAUGUUCAACCAGGUUUAUCAUCAUAUGCAGAGAAACCAGAAGAAGCAGCAUUAAGUUUAACAAAAUUAAUCAAUAUUGCUGAAACUAGUCUUCCAACUGAUGUGUGUCGUAAUACUCCAGUGAUUUUAAGAGCUACCGCUGGUCUACGACUAAUUUCUACGCAUAAAGCAGAGAAUAUUUUAAAAGCUGUACGACAAAGAUUAUCUCGAACAUGUUUUAAACAAUUACCAAAUUCGGUCACUAUAAUGGAUGGAUUUUAUGAAGGUUUAUACUUGUGGAUAACAUUGAAUUUUCUCAAUAAUCGUUUAUCAUCAUCAUCAUCACCGACCAAUGAAAAUGCAUCCAUAAAAAAUACAAUUGGUACAUUAGAUCUAGGCGGUGGUUCAACACAAAUCACAUUUAUUCCAACUGAAUUAGAUACAUUCAAUAAUGCACCGACAGGAUUUAUUACUUAUUUUGAUGUACAAAUCAAUAAUAAUAAUAAUAAUAUGAAUAACAAUAAUAAUCGUAAUCAUAAUCAACAAAAGAUUUAUUCACAUAGUUAUUUAGGUCUUGGUUUAAUGUCUGCACGUUAUUCCAUGUUAUAUAAUGCAACUGAACAUUUUAAAUUAAUUACUGAAGGAAAAAAACAAUUUUUACAUCCUUGUUGGCCUAAUAAUGUAACGCUUAAAUGGAAUCAUGCUGGUCAAGAUUGGCAAAUCAGUCGUAUGAAUCAAUCUUGGUCGAAAUUGUUAUUAUCUUACAUUAAAACAAAUUCAAUCAUUUAUCAUCAAUCAGCAAUUAUUGAUCCGAUCAAUAAUAAUGAUUAUUCACUGUUGUGUUAUGCAUUAGCCUUGAAUGUAUUACAAAAUCCGGUUGAAGGUGAUAAAAGUCUCAUCCGAUAUCCACCAUACAAUAAUAUUGUUCAUCAACCAUUUGAAGUGAAAACACGUGAAUUCUAUGCCUUUUCAUAUUAUUUCGAUCUGGCUGUUAGUGUUGGUUUAAUACAUGAGAAUGUUGGUGGAUUUUUAACUGUUAGUGAUUUUCAAAAAGCAGCUGAACGAAUUUGUCGUAAUCCAAAUCCGAGAAAACCAUUUGAUUGUAUGGAUGUGUGUUUUAUCACUGCAUUACUGCAUCAUGGUUAUGGAUUUCCAUUGGAUAAAAAAAUUGGUUUUUUUAGAAAAGUGAAUUCAUUCGAAAUUAAUUGGAGUCUUGGUGCCUUAUUCUCUGAAAUGUAUAAUAAGUAG
Molecule: messenger RNA, 1716 nt
Organism: Schistosoma turkestanicum
Lineage: Eukaryota; Metazoa; Platyhelminthes; Trematoda; Strigeidida; Schistosomatidae
Source: the annotation of a GenBank genome assembly